CUCGUCUAACUACAACAACUUGUCUUGCAACGGGUCGUGUCAAUGCAAAUAGAUUUUAAUGUAGGCCGUGCUCUUGGUCACACAAAUAUGUAUGCUAUUAUGCCUUCACGUUGGAAGCCUAGAAUAGUGGGUCGUUGAAAAGCAGGACCAAGAAAAGGCACCCGUCUCGCUCGCCACUACAGUGUCCAGGCUGCCCUGCUACAGUACCUGACUGACGGGCCUCGUGGAUGGGGGCUGGGGGCUGCAGGGCUGGGCUAGGCGCUGGGACAGGACCAGGGAUCUGAAGCCAGACGCAGGAUGGCCUCUGAGGGGACUGCAGCAGAGAAGAGAGCCAACCUGGUGGCCUCCAGGCCCCUGUGGAGCAACAUGGAGUUGUGCCCGUCAGAGUCGUCUCUGACACAGGGACAACACAGAGCUGGAGACAGUACCCAGGAUAGUGUGAGAGACUGGCUCACCACCGUCAAUGAAGUGGAUCCAAAACCAGAACAGAGCAGACAAGCUGCAGAGUCCCUGAAGAGGAAUGCCAGCAGUGAGGAUGACUUAGCGUUGGGUGUGGAAGCUUCUUUAUAUGGUAAACACGGAGUGAGGACUGUCCAGGAAUUUCUGCGGUCAACCCGGCCAGAUCUCAGCAGGUGGAACAGCGUCACCUCAGCCCUCUCCACCCAGUCAUCUCCUCUCAGUGUGAUGGACGUGCUCAACCUGUGGAAGGACGACCCAGAGGAGGUGUUGUUCGAUCUGGGCUUCGGCAGCGACGAGCCCGACCUGUCCGGUCGCAUCCCGGCCCGCUUCAUCAACCACCAGUCGCACGCCCGCGGGAUCAACGUCCAGGUUCUCCUGGAGGCGCAGAAGAACCGCCUGGACAUCGAGAACCCAGACGUCAGCAACCGCUUCAGACAGUUAGAGGUGCUACAGCAGGUGACCACAGCCUUCUCCACCCUGGUCGGAGGCCCUGCCCCCUCCGCUUCCCCCCACGCCGGAGCACCAUCUCCAGGGAGAGACCUCUCCGCCGAAGCCAGGGAGAGGAGGAGGCGGAUGGGUAUGCUCUUCCGCAAGGCCUCCAGGAGAAGCCUUGGCCAAACCCAGACCUUCCAGGAACAACCCCCUGCCUCUAGCCCCUCUGACCAGCCAGAGGAGCCCCCGUCCAGCAUCCCUGACAAACCCGCCACCCUGAGGAGAACCAGGCUUGUCAUCCAGGAGAGUAUCUGCUUGUCCCCCCUGGCGGAGGAGCAAGGAACGCUGCUGGACUCCCUAGAGGCCCCUGCGGUAGAAGCACGACUGGGACUGGGGAAAGAGAUCCAGGCUGUGACCUCCAGUGCUGCCCUAGCUAGGAAGAGGAGCCCUGGGCAGGCCAGAGAGUCGUUUGAAAUGGAAGAGAUUCACAGUUUUGAUGAUGGCAGUAUCGCUGGUAGCUAUUCAGGAACUGGGGACAACACAGCCCAGGCUGUGAUGAGGACCAACAGCUGCCAGUCUGACAGCAGUGGCUUCCUGGAAGAGCCCUUCAUCCCCAGCCUACACAGCCUGCAGCUCUCGCCUGGGCCUGGGCCUGAACAUGGGCUCUGGCCCAGGUAUGGGCCUUGGCCUGGGUCUGGAACAGGGUUAGGAUCUGGGCCUGGGCUUGAGUCUGGUUCUGUCCAUGGUAUUGGCACUGAGCACUUGAAGGCUCUGUCUGGGGGCAGCAUUGACAGUCAGGUGACUGUCAAAGAGGCUUCCCUGGACCGCUCCUGUCCCGCCUCCCCCCCUCCCUCCUCUACCUCCUUAUCCAAUCCCCCCUCUCCUUCCUCCCCUACCUCCUUAUCCAAUCCCCCGUCUCCUUCCUCCCCUACCUCCUUAUCCAAUCCCCCCUCUCCUUCCUCCCCUACCUCCUUAUCCAAUCCCCCCUCUCCUUCCUCCCCUACCUCCUUAUCCAAUCCCCCCUCUCCUUCCUCCCCUACCUCCUUAUCCAAUCUCCCCUCUCCUUCCUCCCCUACCUCCUUAUCCAAUCUCCCCUCUCCUUCCUCCCCUCCAUCCCCCUCCUCUUCCUCCCAUUUUCCCUUGUUCACAUCCCCGUUUCCCAAUCCCUCCUCUACGGUUUUCCCCUCCUCUCUUCACUUCUCCUCCUCCUCCUCUGCCUACGAUAUAUCUGCUACCCUUCUCUUCUCUCCUACCUCCGCCGCCUGUUACUCCAUCUAUCCUUCCUCUCCCUACCCCUCCUCUCCCGCCUCCCCCUCUUGUCUCUCCGCAAGUCUCCCAGGUUCAGCCUCACCUCUGGAGAGACCAGCAUCACCUGUAGAACGACAAGAUUUACAUGUAGAAAGACCAGUUUCACCUCUAGAAAGACCCGAUUCGGUUCUCGAAAGACCAGUCUCGCCUUUUGAGAGACCCAACCUGCUCUUUGAGAGACCCAACUCCACCUUAGGAAGACCAGACUCCUCAGGAAGGACACCAGAGACACCAGCAGAGCGGGAUGUUAUCUCUGACAAAGCCAUGGGAACGGCUCCAAGCCUAAUGGAGGAUGUCUUCUCUGGGGAAGAUGGAAAGUUCUCAGACUGUGGGAUAUCUUGUCAUAAUAACCCAGACUUGUCUUUCCGAGACGUUCGUAAACGAGACACAGACCACUUCACUCUGGGCGUUGCGGGAAGCCGAGAGGGGGAGGAGGAGGGGGAGAGUGAAAAGGGGAGAGAGUGA
Molecule: messenger RNA, 2664 nt
Organism: Osmerus eperlanus (European smelt)
Lineage: Eukaryota; Metazoa; Chordata; Actinopteri; Osmeriformes; Osmeridae
Gene: itprid1
Product: ITPR interacting domain containing 1
Exons: 13
Coding region: 298-2664 (788 amino acids)
Molecular function (GO): signaling receptor binding
Source: RefSeq, a predicted model, not a curated record